Messenger RNA from Asterias rubens (European starfish), 7494 nucleotides. Its product is annotated as trinucleotide repeat-containing gene 6C protein-like. Gene Ontology annotation, molecular function: protein binding; RNA binding. The transcript is spliced from 17 exons. Gene Ontology annotation, cellular component: P-body; nucleoplasm. Lineage: Eukaryota; Metazoa; Echinodermata; Asteroidea; Forcipulatida; Asteriidae. The coding region runs from base 945 to 5780 and encodes 1611 amino acids. Gene Ontology annotation, biological process: positive regulation of nuclear-transcribed mRNA poly(A) tail shortening; miRNA-mediated gene silencing by inhibition of translation. The record is from RefSeq and is a predicted model, not a curated record.
ACACACACAGUAAACAGGAUAAUGAUAUGCAUUGUGCAUGCAAGGCUGCCCUUCCAACUUAGCCAACCCCUUCUACUACUCUGCAUAAUUACCAGCCCAGCUCUGUAUAGGGUUGUCUAUACCUACACAGCACUGUAGGUACUAUUAUCAUAACAUACAAGUGUACUGUACAUUGGUACGCACAGUAUAUAAAAGAGCUCCGCGCUCUCUGAAUUUAAGGACGUCCAAGUCCAGUUAGACCACUUUGGAAAUGUGUGGACAUCUUGCUUAAGAACCACGAUGCAUGCAUGUAGUGUGAGCCACAUGAGAGUCACAUUACAAUCACAGCUGCAGGUCUACUACUAUUAAAACAAAAACGAAAAAGAAGAAGGUGUAUUUUUGCAAUUUCAAGAAUGUUUAUCCAGUUGAUAGAAAAAUUGAUUGCAAGACAAUUGUCCCUCUGCGAAGGUCCCACCGCUGCCACACCGGUGAGUUGGGACAGGAUGACGAUGUAAACUAUUCCCUCCGUUCACAAGGAGGUAUAUGCAAGAUUUGUUGAUGUCUUAUAGAAGAGGAAUAGUGCUGCACGAAGUCACAAAAGUUAACGUUUCAGAAGCACAUGGUGCAUACUGAAAGCCUUAACUGUUAGAUUUUUAGUGCUGUUUUAUGAGGCUGCGAUUUCAGAAGCAGUGAACCACUGUGAGGGUCUCACUGUGAAAUAGACUGUCUAUAAACGGACAGGGAAAGCAAGUUGAUAUUCGUAAAGGUUUUCACAGAACAAAGAACACCAAAGAUUAUUCUUAACAAGCCAAAGCCCAUCAACUGCCAUAGAGGACACCAAUCCAUUGGGACAAGGCAUUCAGACUACCCUGAUGGUCAACUCAAGCAGUGAAUGUAUGGUGUCAGUGUGCUUCCACUAUUGGCAAUUCACAUAGCUCAUUUUUUACUGAUGUUACUCUUAGUCCAUGGACCAAACCAGUGCUAAACAAAGAAUUGUAGUUGAUGAACACGAUAUGGAGGCCUGGCCAGCUAUCAAACGUGAACCUAGCCGUCCCACCCCCACUGAAAACGAACGCAAGACCACUUCUUCCUCCAGCGUCCCCACCGCUACCACGAACAUGCCAGCUGCCAGUCAAAGUAACGACCAAGGUCGCAAUAUGACAACCAGCACCAGCUCUAAGAGCGGCAGCGGGGGUCCCAUGAUCAACUCCAUCUGGAGUACUGGCACAGUGGCAGGAGCAGGAUGGGGCUCCAUCACCACCACCGCCAUGUCGCAAAGCGGGAAAGACUCCGUUGUGGGGUCUCAAUUUCAGCAGGGUCUCUUUUCAGGCCCUGGAAGCAGUGCUCUCCCUGCAGGCACCACCGGAAACUCUGUCUGGGGAAGCAGCGGUGCCCCGACCGCAAACUCUGACGGGGAGAACAGGAAAGAGCCAAGGUCUGGCUGGACAGGCAGCAGCGGGAGCAAUAACGAAGAAGACAAUAACGGGAUGGAUACACAACCAUCGGCACCUUCUACACAAGCACAAGGUGAACGCAUGCAAACAGACAGCCCGCUGCCCACGACCACAGUAUCUACUAGCGGAUCAAGUUGGGGUCCCAGUAAGGAACAAGGUGCAGGUGCUAAUAACACUGCCUCUAGUGCUAAUGGUGCCUCUUGGACCACUGCUUCCAGUACUUCCAGCAGAAAUGAUCAGCUGGGUCUAUCAAGCACAGCCUCAUGGGGCAGCAGCAACACUACUCCUACUAACUCCAGCGGUUGGGGAACGCAACCCAAGACACCAACCUCUGGAUGGGGAGAGAUGCCCCGAACCGCUGCCUCAGUUGCUUCAACGCCAGGAUGGGGUGCUGCCCCAACUCAGUCAUCCAACUCCGGCUGGGGUGGAAAACCCAACCCCAGCCAACCAACCAACUCUACUGAGGGUGCAGCUUUACCUGGCUGGAGAGACAAUGCCACUCCGGGAGGCCAAUGGGGGAAAGCCGGUCAGCAGCAUCCAGCCCAGACCCCAACAUCUCCGGGGCCAUCUGGAUGGGGUACCUUGCCAAGCCCUAGCACAUCUGCUGGCCCUGCUACUUCGGGAUGGGGAUCAAAUCCUGCUGGCCCUCCUGGCCCUGCUGGCAUGCCCAAUGAUGGACCAGAAUCACGUGGUCAAAGACAACCUCCUACCCCGUCAGGUUGGGGUGGGGGAGACAACCGAGGUAAUGGGUCUGGUGGAUGGGGGACCCCCUCAGAGGGGAAUGUUGAAGGAUGGGGAAAGAAGCCAAUCAACCAGGAUACCCAGUGGGAUGUGAAGGGUAACUCAGUGCCUAAGACCAUCGAUAACGGUACCGCAGCAUGGGGAUCCAACCAGACAGCUCCACCACCGACUCCUGGUUGGGGAUCCAAUCCUCCACCACCAUCUGCCUGGGGUAAGCCGAAGACGCCAACUGAUCAGCCUCCACAGCCUCCUCAGCCUCCUCAGCCUCCACAGCCUGUGGCUCAUCCACCUGCUCAGUCUGCAUGGUCUGGUGAUCGCAAACCUGCUUGGGGAGCUCCACCGAGUAAUCCUGGUAACCCUGGUAUUCCCGGAGGUGGUAUGCGACCUGGCAUGGGUGGUAAUAUGGGUAUGAGCGGAAUGGUCGGCAACAGUGCAAUGAGUGGCGGAGGCAACAUUGGAAUGAGUGGCAGCGGAGGAAUGGGAGGUAACAGCGGAAUGGGCCCUGGUCCUACAUCUCAGUGGCCUAGACAACCACCUGGUCCAAUGGAGCGCCGGGAAAGCCAAGGGCAAGGUCAUCCCUCGGGCUGGAGGAAUCCGCCUGGUGGUAUGCCCCCCCAUGGUGGCGGCAACCCUCAUGGCCCUCAGUCUGAAAGCUCCUCCUGGGGUACCUGGUCCAAUGACCAAGCCAAUCCUCCACAGGAUCAUCCCCCUCCAAGGAUGCCGGAGAAACUUAGCGGCUGGAAUGACAUAACUGAUAUUCCAACAACCAUCGUGGCCACUGGAUGGGGUAACACCUCUCCAACACCAACCCGUAAGAUGCCAGUAGACGAUGGAACUUUUGUCUGGGGAAACUCAACCGAGCACAAUGCAAGACUUGCCGUUCAGGGCCGACGUAACCUGGCGCGUAUAGCAGCCAAUCAGGACACCAACAGUACUACUAUGCAAACUCCCCCACCUGGACCGGCCGAAGGGGAUGGGACGGCUGUGCCUCCAUCACCCGUCGUACCCACUGCACCAGAAGGGAGUACCAACCCAGUGCCGCCCAAACCAGACACUGGGACCACCACAACUGGCUGGGGAGAGCCCCAGGAACCCAAGACCCCAGCGCCAGGCUGGGGCGACAGCAGCGCCAAGGCUCCUGGUCCUGAGAGUGGGACAGGGGCUUGGAGGAACGGAGCAUCAAAGCCUGCAGGAAGCAAGUGGGAUGAUUCCACUACCCCCUGGGGUAGUAGUACUACUGGUGGCAGUACUCAGGACAAGGACUCUAUGCAAUCUGGAUGGAAUGAAAGUGGAAAUGGUGGCAAUGGUGGCAAUGGAGGCGGUCACUGGGGAGAUGACGACUGGGAUGCCAAAUCUCAGAGUAGUGAAUCAUCUGUCAGUAGCAGCAGCUGGUUGAAAGGAAGGAGACCUCCUAAUAGGGGAACUAAUGGCAUGAGUAACAUUGGUCAGAAGGAGUCUAACCAUUGGAUAAGUAAACUGAAGAGGCUGAUGGACCAAGGUUACCGCCAAGACGAAGCAGAGAUGGCGCUACGCAAACACAACAUGAACUUUGAUAGUGCCCUUAUGGAACUGAGACAGAUGUCGGAGUCCAAGUCCGGAGAUCUUGUUCGCGAAAUGGGAUCUAUGAUGCUGGGUGGGGACAACCACACUGACGGCCCCAAGCCAUUCGGAAUGGGCGAUGGCCCCUUGCCGCCCCCAUCCCCAAUGUCAAAUCCGGGUAUGAUGAACAACACCAUGCCUCCCAAGCCAGGCUUUGGCAAUAUCGGACGAGGCGGCUUCCCACCGAACCAGCAACAGCAACGCUUUGGUGGCAUGCCACAGCAACAACAGCAACAGCAGCAGGGCUUUGCCCCACCGUUUGCUCCGCCAAACCAGCCCAUCCGUGGGCCGUUCAACUCACAGAUGAUGCAGCAACAACAGCAGCAGCAGCAGCAGUCACAACAGCAAGCGCAGAACUUCUUGCAGUUGGCUGUCCAGGCUGGUUUGAUCAAUCAGAAACUUCUUCAGCAGCCUUUGACUCACCAACAGAUCAUGGUACUGUUACAGGGCAUCCAGCAGCAGACACAGCAGCUAUAUCAAGCCCAACAGCAGCAGAAUAGCUCUGGUAAGAUGCUCAACAUCCAUCAACAGCCAGAUAUAGUGCAACGCCUGUUUGCUCUGCAGCAGCAACUAAGCCAGUCCGGUGGUGGUGGACCCAAUCAGCGUGGUAUGCCCCGUCACUCAUUCCCUCGUGGUAAAGUUCACAGCGACUCCGAAGUGUUCCCAAACAGUGAAGGAGGUGGCAACAAUGGAGAGUUUGGAGUGAAGGAGCCACAGCAGUCACGUCUGUCGCAGUUCUUUCAGCAGCGUCAGUCGUUGGGCAGCGCCGUCGGCAAACCAUCCAGCGAUCUGUUCCCAAAUCCUGGACGGAAUGACUCCAUGGCGUCCAUCUCAGACGUGUCAUCCCGUAGUGAUGGAUGGUCCCGCAGCAACUCACCGACCCAGACUGAUAGCCUGCCCCACAGUGCCGACUCCACCUUCUCUGAUUCAGGCUGGAACUUCCCUGUAUCCAACAGUGAGAUUGACCUACUGGAGUUCAAACCAGGUGUGCCCUGGAAACCCCGCACCAAAGAUGUCGCAAAUGACCCCCAUGCCACCCCGGGAAGUGUCAACAACGACCUUCUGAACAGCUCCAGCCUGACUGUGGGCAUGAACACCCGUAUGAACCGUAACGAUCGCGGCGGCCCACGAGACGACAUCUCUGGCAUCCUGAUCAAGCCGAUGAAACCGCCACCAUCCAACGCCAACUGGUCGGGCGGCGGCGGCAACAACAGCGGCAACCCUAACUUCAAGAAGUCCAGCUGGAAUUACCACGACCAGGUGUCUGGCUUCUCCCAGCCCACCUCCGCUCCUAACUGGAAUGUGCCUUCUAAUCAGCGUCCUCCACGUCCUCCACCAGGCUUAGCUGAUCAACCGCGGAAUGCUGACUGGCCGACAUCGUCUUCCCACAAUGCCCCGGGCCGCUCCUGGGACCGUUCCAAUAGUACCUCAGGAGCUUGGUCUGGGAGUGACGGCCCUAGUAAUUGGUUGGUGCUAAGAAAUCUGACCCCACAGAUUGAUGGAUCCACCUUGCGCCUGCUGUGCCUACAACACGGCCCUCUAGAGCAUUUCCACAUGAACCUCUCGCAGGGCACUGCCAUCAUUGCCUACAAGACCCGCGACGAAGCAGUCAAGGCCCAACGCAGCCUCAACAACUGCGUCCUCAGCAAUACCACGAUCAUCGCCGACUUCGCCACAAGUGCCGACAUCGCUCGCAGCCGUAGUCAAUCGCAGUCCGGCGGCAGCAAGUUCUCGGGUGUGAGUGGCAGUGGGGUCAGCGGAAGCAGCUCCGGCGGUCUGAGCGGCAUCCCAAGCUUUGGGAUGAAGGAGAAUCGUGGUGGCACUGGGCAGUGGAAUGGAACCAGCGCCACCAGUCUGCCAGGCCUCACUGGGAACCCCAUGUGGUCGACUAGCACUUCAACCACCUCCAUGCCAUGGAGCGGAGGAGAGACUGAGACCACUGGAGCCGGCGGGCCAUCCUCACUCAGCUAUCUCCCUGGAGAUCUGCUCGGUGAAGGGACCAUGUGAGAGGUCACAUUCUUAUUAAGCUGAGUUUUAUAUUUUCAUUUUGUGCAAAAGGAAAACCACACACUCACACACACAAAACGUUCAGGAAAUACUGACUUUCUGGAAAGUGAAGGUCGGAAGUUUGUUAUUUUGGUUUUUGCAUCAGAUAGUUCUAUUGGAUAUGCCAGAAGGAGAUGUUUAUAAUUGAAGCGUAGUCUUAAAAACUUUACAGUGUUUAUCCUUAGCUUUGGUACACAAAGAUAAAAGGAUAAGUUUAUUAAUGCCAAAUGUAUCUGCUUUUUACUUGUGUUUUAAUGAUUUGAAAUCUUCUACUCAUAAUUUUUUGUAAAUACUUGUGUAUGCAUCUCUCUGCCAAGACUCCAGCUAUUAAAAUGCUCAAGGACUUAUUUCAGACAAAUAUAUUUUAGAGGUUUAGUGAGCGGGUGAGAAAGAGUGGGAGAGAUAGAGUGAGAGUGUUUUAUUGAAGAAACUUCAUAUGCCACGUUUGUCCAUCAGAACUAGUGCAAGUAUCGUUUAAAUGACCAAAUGGACAAUGCGUUUAUCAAAAAAACAAUAAGCCUCGUUGAUUCGAGCAAAAGAGGGGUGAGGGUAUUAGCCAGCUCUAUGAAGUGACAAUCCCACUCCACCCCAACACAACAGUGUAUUUUUUAACUCAUUAAAAAAAAAAAAAAUGUGGAGAAAAAAAAAGAAGAAAAGAAGUGCCCUCCCCUCGGCAAUAUGACAGGAGAUGUAAUGGCCGUGUGUGCUUGUGUGGAUCCAGAAGUCACCAUUUCGAGUGUGUCUCGCCAGGAUUUCCCACGGAGGAACAAUUCACUUGUUGAAACAAAAUGGCCUCCGGCCAGGCUCUUAUGGAGAAAAAGGACUCCCACGUGUCAAACUGAACCCAAACAAUGAAUCCCCCAAAGUUGCUUUUCAAGACUACAGCAUCGGAGUGAUCUCCUUGUGAAGAUUGACAAUGAUCUGAUGGUCAUUCUAUACGGUUUCCUGAAAAUGUGCAAUGGAAAUAUAUCUUUCUAAACUGUUUUUUUUCUCUUGUUUUUUGUUGGACUCGGGCGCCAGCCACGUGCGGGUUUUGUGUUAAAAGAAAAAAAUAAGUAUUUGUUUUUGGCGUCUUCUGUGUAUAAGGAGCUGUGGAUUCAAUCAAGAUGGAGUCUCAGAGGAGGAUUAAUUGUGCUAUUCGAUACGGUGGAGUGCAACUAAAGAUAAACUUUGUAUCGGAAGUGCACUUGGAUGUUGUGACACCAAGCUGCUCGAAGGACCUGAGUGGUAAAGCUACAGCUGAAAAUGCUUCUGGAGAAGCGGAAAGAAAGAGACAAGGAAGGAGGGGGGGGGACUAUAAACGAUUGUGCUCCAAAUGAUGUGACAAAUCAUCGUUGCUUUAAAGGGAAUGUCGUCAAAAUGAACGAAAGGAUAGCAAAUUGAUAAGCGUCGCUCUUCUCACAUAAGAGACGAUUGUUGUUUUCUAAAGAUGAUCCUGUAGAGGGGGAUGGAAACCUUUUGGAAGUGAGCAGUUAACAACUGCCCCCCCCCCCCCUGGAUUUGGAAUGGUGCCGCACAAACAAAACAAGAUUUGGUUAACUGGUUCAUUUGUAGCAUCCAAAGUGCAAUUUCAACGCUUGUGUUUUUGAUUAUUCGCACUGGACGUGAUCGAAGACGAUUUUAAAAACAAACAAGUUUGUGGAACCGAACCCGCCAUCAGUGUACCACAGAAAAA